AUGAAUCUUUGGGCUCCGAGGAAUGACUGUUCCCACAACUUGAAGGAAAACAUGCAGAAUGACACAAUAGAAUCCAGUAAGAUGACAAUAGCAAUAAUCGCCUUGUCACAGACUGUAAUUGGAACACUGGGCAACUUCUGUCUGCUUUGCCAUUACCUCCUGCACGGCCACACUGAAAGCAGGUUGAGGGCCACAGAUCUGAUUCUCAAGCACCUGACUAUAUCUAACUCCUUGAUCAUUCUCUCUGCAGGAGUCCCCCACACAGUGGCAGCUUUUGGGCUGAAACAUUUUUUAAAUUAUUUUGGAUGCAGAUUUCUUUUGUAUGUUGAGAGAGUGGGCAGGAGUGUAUCCAUUGGCACCACUUGCCUCUUGAGUGUGUUCCAGACCAUCGUGAUCAGCCCCAUGAGCUCCUGUUGGAAGCAUCUUAAAAUCAAAGCCCCAAAGUACAUUGGGUUUUCAAUCUCCCUUUGCUGGAUCAUUUACAUGGUUGUAAAUUUAAUUUUUCUGGUGUCAGAGUUGUACAUGUCUAGCAAAUGGAGCAGGAAAAACAUUGUAAAGAAAAGAGAUUUUGGAUACUGUUUUGCUACUGACCAGGGGAAAAUCAGUGGCUCAGUAUAUGUAGCAUUAAUAGUAUUCCCUGAAGUUUCCUUUACUGUGGUCAUAAUCUGGACGAGCGGUUCCAUGGUUUUCACCCUGCACAGGCACAAGCAGCGGGUCAAGCACAUUCACAGGAAUCAUGUUUCCCACAGAUCCUCCCCUGAGUCUAGAGCCUCGCAAAGCAUCUUCAUUCUGAUGAUCACCUUUGUAUCUUUUCAAACCCUCUCCUCCACUGUUCACCUUUGUAUUGCUCUCAUUGAUCAUCCCAAUUGGUGGUUGGUGAACACUGCUCGCCUAAUUUCUGUGUGUUUUCCAACUGUCAGCCCCUUUCUGCUCAUGAGCCGUAACUCCACUGUAUCUAGGCUCAGCUUUGCACGGAGAAGAAAUACAAAAUUUGCUAAUGUAAUCAGAAAAAUGGAAAUGGUAGAUUUUGGCACCAUGUUCAGUUAUUUAUUCACUAAUCCUACUUGA
Molecule: messenger RNA, 1068 nt
Organism: Equus caballus (horse)
Lineage: Eukaryota; Metazoa; Chordata; Mammalia; Perissodactyla; Equidae
Gene: EQUCABV1R919
Product: vomeronasal 1 receptor equCabV1R919
Biological process (GO): G protein-coupled receptor signaling pathway
Cellular component (GO): membrane
Molecular function (GO): pheromone receptor activity
Source: RefSeq, marked provisional